GGACCUUGUGUUGUCAUCCUCCGAGCGACGGCCGGAGGCGGCGGCGGAGGCCCGGGCGGGGUGUUUGGUUUCGUUUCUGCACCGACUGGAAUUAGUGUCGACGGUCAAAAUGGGAGUCCCCAAGUUUUACCGAUGGAUCUCGGAGCGGUACCCCUGCCUCAGCGAAGUGGUGAAGGAGCAUCAGAUUCCAGAAUUUGAUAACUUGUACCUGGAUAUGAAUGGGAUUAUACAUCAGUGUUCCCAUCCUAAUGAUGAUGAUGUUCACUUCAGAAUUUCAGAUGACAAAAUCUUUACUGACAUUUUUCACUACUUGGAGGUGUUGUUUCGAAUUAUUAAACCUAGGAAAGUGUUCUUUAUGGCUGUUGACGGUGUGGCUCCUCGAGCAAAAAUGAACCAGCAACGCGGGAGGCGUUUUAGGUCAGCCAAGGAGGCAGAAGACAAAAUUAAAAAAGCAAUAGAAAAGGGAGAAACACUUCCUACAGAAGCCAGAUUCGAUUCCAACUGUAUUACGCCAGGGACUGAAUUCAUGGCCAGAUUGCAUGAACAUCUGAAGUAUUUUGUAAAUAUGAAAAUUUCCACAGACAAAUCAUGGCAAGGUGUUACCAUCUACUUCUCAGGCCAUGAGACUCCUGGAGAAGGAGAGCAUAAAAUCAUGGAAUUUAUCAGAUCCGAGAAAGCAAAGCCAGAUCAUGAUCCAAACACCAGACAUUGUCUUUAUGGCUUAGAUGCUGACUUGAUCAUGCUUGGAUUAACAAGUCACGAGGCACAUUUUUCUCUCUUAAGAGAAGAAGUUCGGUUUGGUGGAAAAAAAACACAAAGGGUAUGUGCACCAGAAGAAACGACAUUUCACCUCCUACACUUGUCUUUAAUGAGAGAGUAUAUUGAUUAUGAAUUUUCAGCAUUAAAGGAAAAGAUCACAUUUAAAUAUGAUAUUGAAAAAAUUAUAGAUGAUUGGAUUUUGAUGGGAUUUCUUGUUGGCAAUGAUUUUAUCCCUCAUCUACCUCAUUUACAUAUUAAUCAUGAUGCGCUGCCUCUUCUUUAUGGAACAUAUAUUGCUAUCCUGCCAGAACUUGGAGGUUAUAUUAAUGAAAGUGGACAUCUCAACUUACCUCGAUUUGAGAGAUACCUUGUGAAACUAUCAGAUUUUGAUCGAGAACACUUCAGUGAAGUUUUUGUGGACCUCAAGUGGUUUGAAAGCAAAGUUGGUAACAAGUAUCUCAAUGAGGCAGCAGGUGCAGCAGCAGAAGAGGCAAAGAACUGCAAGGAGAAGAGAAAACCGAAGGGUCAGGAAAAUUCUUUAAGUUGGGCUGCAUUAGACAAAAGUGAAGGUGAAGGAGUAGCUUCUAGAGAUAAUUUUGAGGAUGAGACUGAAGAUGAUGAUCUGUUUGAAACUGAAUUUAGACAAUAUAAGAGAACAUACUACAUGACGAAGAUGGGCGUCGAUGUAGUAUCUGAUGAGUUUCUGGCUAAUCAGGCUGCCUGUUAUGUUCAGGCUAUACAGUGGAUCUUACACUAUUACUAUCAUGGAGUCCAGUCCUGGAGCUGGUACUAUCCCUAUCAUUACGCACCCUUCCUAUCUGAUAUCCGCAGUAUCAGUACACUCAAAAUCCAUUUUGAACUCGGAAAACCCUUCAAGCCAUUCGAGCAGCUGCUUGCUGUACUUCCAUCGGCUAGUAAAAAUUUGCUUCCUACAUGCUACCAGCAUUUGAUGACCAGUGAAGACUCGCCAAUUAUAGAAUAUUAUCCACCUGAUUUCAAAACUGAUCUAAAUGGGAAACAACAGGAAUGGGAAGCUGUGGUAUUAAUACCGUUUAUUGAUGAGACGCGAUUAUUGGAAGCCAUGGAGACAUGUAACCACUCCCUCAAAAAAGAAGAGAGGAAAAGAAACCAGCACAGUGAGUGCCUGAUGUGCUGGUAUGACAGAGACACAGAGUUCACCUACUCCUCUCCAUGGCCAGAAAAGUUCCCUGCCAUAGAACGAUGUUGUACAAGGUAUAAAAUGAUAUCAUUAGAUGCUUGGCGCGUAGACAUAAACAAGAACAAAAUAACCAGGGUUGACCAGAAGGCAUUAUAUUUCUGUGGAUUCCCUACUUUGAAACACAUCAAACAUAAAUUUUUUUUGAAGAAAAGUGGUGUUCAAGUAUUCCAGCAGAGUAGUCGUGGUGAAAACUUGAUGUUGGAAAUUUCAGUAAAUGCAGAACCAGAUGAACUUAGGAUAGAGAACAUAGCUUCGGCGGUGCUGGGAAAGGCAGUCUUUGUUAACUGGCCUCAUCUUGAAGAAGCUAGAGUUGUGGCAGUAUCAGAUGGUGAAACUAAGUUUUACAUAGAAGAACCUCCAGGAACACAGAAGGUUUAUUUGGGAAAAACUGCCCCACCAUCUAAAGUCAUCCAACUUACAGAUAAAGAACAAUCGAACUGGACUAAAGAAAUACAAGGAAUUUCAGAACAAUAUCUAAGAAGAAAGGGAAUAAUAAUAAAUGAAACAUCUGCUGUUGUGUAUGCUCAGUUGCUCACGGGUCGUAAAUAUCAAAUCAGUCAGAAUGGUGAAGUUCGUCUAGAAAAACAGUGGUCAAAACAAAUUCUUCCUUUUGUUUAUCAAACUAUUGUUAAGGACAUCCGAGCUUUUGACUCUCGUUUCUCCAAUAUCAAGACAUUGGAUGACUUGUUUCCACCGAGAACUAUGGUCUUUAUGCUUGGAACUCCUUAUUAUGGCUGCACUGGAGAAGUUCAGGAUUCAGGAGACUUGAUUACAGAAGGGAGAAUUCGUGUGGUUUUCAGCAUUCCAUGUGAGCCAAAUCUUGAUGCUUUAAUACAGAAUCAGCAUAAAUACUCUAUAAAGUACAACCCAGGAUAUGUGUUGGCCGGUCGCCUUGGCGUGAGUGGAUACCUUGUUUCAAGGUUUACAGGAAGUAUUUUUAUUGGAAGAGGAUCUAGGAGAAACCCUCAUGGAGACCAUAAAGCAAAUGUGGGUUUAAAUCUCAAAUUCAACAAGAAAAAUGAGGAAGUCCCUGGCUAUACAAAGAAAGUGGGGAACGAGUGGAUGUACUCGUCGGCAGCAGAGCAGCUCCUCGCAGAGUACAUAGAGAGAGCACCAGAACUGUUCAGUUAUAUAGCAAAAAACAGCCAAGAAGAUGUAUUCUAUGAAGAUGACAUCUGGCCUGGAGAAAAUGAGAACGGGGCUGAGAAAGUUCAAGAAAUUAUUACUUGGCUAAAAGGACAUCCUGUCAGUACUCUGUCUCGGUCUUCUUGUGACUUGCACAUUCUGGAUGCAGCCAUUGUUGAAAAAAUCGAGGAAGAAGUUGAGAAGUGCAAGCAAAGAAAGAGCAACAAGAAAGUCCGAGUAACAGUGAAGCCCCAUUUGCUGUACAGACCCUUAGAGCAGCAGCAUGGAGUCAUUCCUGAUCGGGAUGCCGAGUUCCGGCUCUUUGAUCGCGUUGUGAACGUGAGAGAGAGCUUCUCCGUGCCAGUCGGCCUUCGAGGCACCGUCAUUGGAAUUAAAGGGGCUAGCAGAGAAGCUGAUGUACUAUUUGAAGUAUUAUUUGAUGAGGAAUUUCCCGGAGGCUUAACAAUAAGGUGCUCACCUGGUAGGGGAUACCGACUGCCAACAAGUGCCUUGGUGAACCUUUCUCAUGGGAGUCGGUGUGAAACUGGAAACCAGAAGUUGACAGCCAUUGUGAAACCACAACCUUCUGUGAGUCACUGUAGUGCAGCUCCCUCCGGGCACUUGGGAGGCCUCAACCACUCUCCUCAGUCACCUUUUCUUCCUACUCAGGUACCUACAAAAGGUGAUGAUGAAUUUUGCAACAUUUGGCAAUCUCUACAGGGAGCUGGAAAAAUUCAACACUUGCAGCCGACAGUACAAGAGAAGGGUGCAGUUCUACCUCAAGAAAUAAGUCAAGUAACUGAAGGUCAUAAAUCUGGCUUUACUGACCACAGUGUCAGACAUCAGCAGAGAAAACAUGACUCGCAACGAAAAUUUAAGGAAGAAUAUAAAAGUCCUAAAGCUGAGUGUCAGAGUCAAAAGUUGUCCAGUAAACAGACUUCUGGAGGGUCUGCCAGAUGUAGUAUUAAACUAUUGAAGAGAAAUGAAAGUCCAGGAACUUCAGAAGCCCAGAAGGUUGUAACUAGUUACCCAAAUGCAGUGCAUAAGCCUCCCUCUGGGAUUGAGAACUUUUUAGCAUCUUUGAAUCUCUCUAAGGAGAAUGAAGCACAGCUACCUCAUCAUGGAGAGCCUCCAGAUGAGGCGGAUUUGUCCCCGCAGUCCUUUGCUAUGAAAGGAACACGGAUGCUUAAAGAAAUUCUGAAAAUUGAUAGCCCUGACACAAGAGACAGCAAGAAUGAUAUGAAGAAAUCUGAUAAUGAAGCCACUGUUUCUUCUAGAAGAGAUGAGCGUGGAGUGUCAGCACAUCCUAAGCCAAGUAAGAAGCUGACAUGCCAUAUGAACAAGCCUCAUGGGACUAACGAGUUCCAAAAUGUGGCAUCGGUGGACAGUGUGUGUUGGCCAGGCCAGAUGCCUCCUGUGUCCACACCAGUAACUGAACUUUCUCGAAUUUGUUCCCUUGUUGGAAUGCCACAACCUGAUUUCUCCUUUCUGCGAACAACACAGACAAUGACAGUUUGUCAGGUAAAAUUGUCUAAUGGCUUACUGGUACAUGGGCCACAGUGCCACUCUGAAAGUGAAGCCAAGGAGAGAGCUGCUCUUUUUGCUUUACAGCAACUGGGCUCCUUGGGUGUGAGUUUUCCUUUGCCUCCACCCAUAUUUACAAAUUAUCCUCCUGCGGUACCACCUGGAGCCGUCCCUCCUGUUUUUACCCAACCUACUGCUAAUAUAAUGCCUUCAUCGUCUCAUCUCUUUGGCUCAGUGUCAUGGAGACCACCAGUGCCAGUUGCUGGGAAUGCCUUCCACUAUCCUUCAUAUCCUGGAACCAUGCCCUUGGCUGGAGGAGUGCCAGGCGGAGUGCACAGUCAGUUCAUACCUCUGCAGGUUACCAAAAAAAGAGUUGCAAACAGAAAGAAUUUUGAGAAUAAGGAGGCCCAGAGUUCUCAGGCCACACCACUUCAGACUAACAAGCCAGGGUCUUCUGAAGCCACCAAAAUGACUCCACAAGAAAGUCCACCAGCCUCUUCAUCAUCCUCUCAGGCUGCCCAGCCCGUGUCUUCUCAUGUUGAAACUGCCUCCCAAGGCCAUGUUGGGUCCCAACCAAGGUCAGCGCCAAGCUCCUCAAAAAGGAAGUCGAGAAAACUGGCCGUCAACUUCAGCGUUUCUAAACCUUCGGAAUAAAUUUGGUACCUGGGAAUUCAUUUCUUUUAUCUCCAUCUACUUUUUUAUAAACUGAUAUCUAUGUGUCAGAAAUGUACAAUUUUAGGGUAUGUUUAGAUUAAAUAUUUUUUAUUUUUAAGUUACCAGGCACUUUUCAUGCUAUUUAAGACUAUAUAUCAAAUUGUGCACUUUAAAUAUGUGCAAUUUGUUGUACAUCAGUGAUACCUCAAUAAAUCUGUAAAAAAAGAAAAAUUAAACCUUGUAUUAAAAUAAAUAGCAAACUGAGCAUGGUAAUAACCUAUGAGCAUCAUGCUUUAGAAUCUGAGACAGAAGGGUUGCCAUAUAUUCACUGUGUGGGACUACAUAGUGAGUUCCUGGCCAGACCUUGCUUCAAAAACCAAAAACUACAGUAAAUAUGAGUGGUCUGAAUGUUAAAAUGUACCACUCUAACCAUUGGCUUCCUCAUUAGAAGGAUCCUUGAACUAUAAAUUAGUCAUUAUCUUAUCAUCAUAACAAGCUUUUUUACACUAUUAUUGAGGGAUAACUAAAUGCGGCAUGAAUUAGGCCUUGUAAUUUCCUAAGUGUGGGUUUUAUUUGUUUGUAAUGAUGGAACAACAUGACUGGAGAGUGGCCUGCACUCUGUUCACAGCCGUCUGUGGCCAAAAUCAGUCCCUCGGAUGCUCUGGAGCGAGCACGCACACCGCACACCGGCGGUGGCCAUGGAGCUAUUGAGCGCUGAUGCGGCCAGUGCUGCUUUGUUCUAAAUCUUGUACCAAAGCAACUUUAGAAGAUUCUCCAGAGCAUUCGUCUGACUGCUUCAAACUAGGAAUAGCAAUCUAGAUUUGAAAAAUAACGAAUUUUUUUAGAUUAUUCAAAAACCAGCAUUCAGAAUUCCUAAUAGAAUUAAGUUUCAAAAUCUCCAGGGUACAGCGAUUACAAAUCAGACUGCAAUAGAGUACAGUACAGAACGUUAAUCACUAUGCUUUUUUAGGCUUCUUGGGUUAUAUUUGCUUUGUUGAUAUUUUUUUUUCUUUUGAGACGGGGUCUUGCUGUGUAGUCCUGGCUGGCCGGGUACUCAUGGUAAUCCUCCAUGUUCUGAGAUUCCAGCAUGCGUCACCACACUUCCUUAUGUGGCUUUUUCUCUGCUUACUUCACAUAUGUGAAAACUCGUUGUGGGUCUGUGUGUAGAGCUUCCUGGGACUGGUAAAAAUGUAAACUUUUUAACAAUUCCAACAUGUCUUUUUGUGUGGACAUUUUUUACUGCCUGUCCCAUUCUGGUUGUGCAUUUUAGCACCUGCUGAACUGCUCAGUGCUGUUGCAUUUUGUCUCUGCGUGUCACUCCUGGAUGUGUGUUGCUCACACUGUUGAAAUGAUUUGGAAUUUAUGAAAUUUUCUCAAGGACAUGAUGGCGUGCAUUUAUAUAUAAACAUAUUGAUCUUUUAGUUUUGUGAUAUGCUUAUAUUUUUAAAGAGUAAAAAUGAUCGUACUUUUUCAAAAGUAGGAACCAGUCUUUAUAUGGAGCUGCUCAUUGUGUGUAUUUAAUUUACGUCAUGGAGACUCUGCCAUAAGUCUUAAAAUAGUCUUACUGUUUCUUACAAAUGCUGGUGUUGAAUUCCUUUCUGUGCUAAUUUCAGUGUUUCUCUAGGUGAUGGCAGGAUAUAUGGAUACUAGUAGUGCCUUUAGUUAAGAGGUAAAUGAUAGCUAUCUUUAUUUUCUAUGGUCAUGUGAAUUUCUGUAACUUUGUCUUCUGUUAGUAGAAACUUCUUGCUGGGGCACUGUGGGAAGGUUCAGGCCAUUCGCAGUGUUUGCCUUUGUUGCUCCCAAACUCUGUUUUCAAGGGACGCAUCCAUUGCAGACGCGAGGGAAGUUAGGCUGUGGCGAUGCUAUGGUAACUCCUUCCGAGAGCGUUGAAAUGUGUAGUAUUUGUUACCUCACUUACGUUUGCUGUACCCUCGCUCGCUCCUGUGGGAUAAAUUCACCGUGCUGCACAACCAUGUCCCCUGUCGAAACAGAGGAAGGAGUUGUUCUGACAAUUCCAUGAGAAAUUUGAGUAAACACAGUGCCAUUGAACCAGUGAGGAUUCUCCAAAAACUGUGCACAACAAGCUAGUAAUUCUGCAUGGAAAGCAGAGUAAGAAGAGCCUUUGCCUUCCUUUUAAAAAUAGAGAGCAAAUGCUAAGAGUCAAGCUUGCAAAGAAAAGGAGAGGAUUCCGUCCUGGCAGCUAGGGAGCAGCAGCAGAGCUCUGAGGACACUGGAUCUCCUGACACGUGUCUGCGGGGGAGGAGCACAUCUCUGAAACAUACAUGGGCUGUGGCAACCAUAUAGCCAGUUGGGAUGAGUCAGUCUGAAACCACCCUCGAGCUUUUAAAAUAUGUUCAUUUGGCUAUUCAAUCUAAGAACCUUUGGAAAUGGUGGGCUGUGGUCCCAGAAGGAACACUUCCCCCAGAUUGUCUGUUUCCGUGUAACUAGAAAAGUUAUUUAUUUGAUUAAGCCUUCCUCUCCUCACUGGAAAUGAUUGUUAAUAUCUUUGUUCAACAAGUCUUUCUUUGUUAAGCAAAUUAAGUUCAUUAGAAGAUGGGUCCUUUCAGCUGUGUCUCCCUUUCUCAAUUUUGUACAUUUCCUGGCCAAUGGAUUCAUUGACCUAAGAACUUCAUAGACUAAAGGCUUAAAUAUCUAAACCUCAGUUGUGUCAAAACUUUAUUCCCUCUAAACCUCAGUUUAAAUUACAGAUUUUCCUUCUCUGGGCUCAGUAGUGCACGUCUCCAGUUCCAGUGCUCUGGAAGCUGUCUAUAGCAGGAGGUUCCGUGAAUUCAAGGCAGCCAGGCAGUAAUGAAGUCUGAAGGUACUUCCCGCCUUCUGUGAUGAGCAGAAGGAAGGUGUUGCUGCCUCUCAACGUGUACUCCAUUCCCACACCGAGAGUCCCGUGCUCACUUUGUGACUAGAGAGUUCUGGAGUCUUGGCUCUAGGGGAGGAGGCGAAGAGACAGGUGAGAUGCAGUGCUGUUUGCAGAGUGUAAGGUACUGACUUAGCUUAAGGAAAUGAACUAGAGAGUCAUCUUAUUUGCUCUCUUUUUACGUAACUAUUCUUUUUGAAUCAACAAAUACUUUUCAUAGUGGUUAUCUAGUUCCCACCUUAUAUAGCAGAACUCCACAGAAGGUAGCGCUCACACAGAUCUUCUCGGAUAAAUGUUCUUUGUGCUAUCUUGCUUCCAGAUUUUUCUUUUAUUAUAGAAGAGAAUCUGUUAGAAAUUACUGAUAGCUGGGCAUGGUGGAGCACACCUUUGAUCCCAGCACUCGGGAGGCAGAGGCAGGUGGAUUUCUGAGUUCAAGGCCAGCCUGGUCUACAAAGUGAGUUCAAGGACAGCCAGAGCUACACAGAGAAACCCUGUCUCAAAAAAAAAAAAAAAUUACUAUGAAAGGCAUCCGGUAUCUUUUUUUUUUUUUAAAUCGAUCACUAAAAAAAAAAAAAAAAGAAAAGAAUCAUUAUUUUUUAGAAAUAGUGACAGGUCUCAAAGUGCAGCUGUUUGUGUGCAUUUUAUGUUGUGGCAGUGUUGUUGUUUUCAACAAAGUGCAGACACCCCCUUUGCUAGAAGAAAACAAAGCUUAAGUUUUUAGUGUUUUUCAGACUGACUUAAUUUAUAUUCCUGUUAGACAUCCUCGCUUUGUGCCAGGGCACAGUAAGAAACAGCUGGAGAGGGGCAGCAGCUCUCCAGCAAUGGGGAAAAGCAGACAGGCAGACCCAUGUUUACCAUCACACAUCAUGUGCGUUAGCUCAUACAGCACAUGUCCUUCUUUCUGAGAGAGGAUAGAAGAAAAUAGUUGAAGAAUGUUGAGAAUCUGUGUGUCUGCCUUCGGGUGGAAACUCCCUGCUCUGCAGAGACUGAGCUCAAGUACAGCUGGUGAAGGAGACUGCUUUCCAGGUUUCAUUUUGGCACAGUGAAACCUGUAGAUGUGAAUUCCCACCACCACCACCACCACCCCUCACCCCCAGUUGGCUCAUUACUGCCAAUGUUGCAAAAGGUAAUGGUCUGUGUAACUGCAUUAGAAGCCAAGUACUUGUUCUGUUUCUCUCGAAAUCAUGGGGGUGAAAAUUUUCUCUGAAGCCUGCUGUAAGUCCUUAUAACUCUUGUUCACUCGGGCUUUCUCUUUCUUCCCCCUUCUCCAAUUCCUCUUGCUAUCUAGCCCUUCAGUCCUCCUGCCUCCACCUCCUGGGUUUUGAGGUUACAGAGUUUGGCCCCAGGCCCAGUGUCCUUUAAGCUCAUUAAUCCUGCCUUUCCUUUACAGUUAUGGGUGUGUCUAUCUAUGUGUGUGUGUGUGUGUGUGUGUUGGACUUUUGCUUUGUUUUUCAAAGCAGGGUUUCUCUGUAUAGCCCUGGCUGUCCUGGAACUCACUCUGUAGACCAGGCUGGCCUCGAACUCUCAGAGAUCCUCCUGCUUCUGCCUCCCAAGUGUUAGAAUUAAAGGUGUGUGCCACCACUGCCCAGCUGGAUUUUAUAUUUUAGCUUUUUUUCUUGGUCUCAAGAAUCUUACAUUUUCUUUUGCUGCACAAAUUACUUUGAGUGUUUUCACUUGACUCUGAGUAAUGGGUGGUAUGCUGUAUAUCAAAGUGUUUUAACAUUUGCUUCAUUUUAAUAGUGUGAUUUCAUAUAUAUCUAUCUUCCUUGAUUCUUUUGUCAUGUAACUAUUUUGUAACUAACUGGAAUUUCUGAUUAGAUCUUAGACAGAGCAGUAUUUUAUUAAAAAUUCCAAAGGGAAGACUUCUUUGUGCUCAUUUUGUAAUUUUUAUUUUAAAUAUCUUUACAUUGUAUGUCUAUUGCAUUUAAAGCUUUUAAACUUACAUGGAAUGGACUCCAAGUGUAUUUUUAUGUUGUACAUUUGUAAAUUCAUAGCACGAAAUUAGCCUCAAAAUGUUAUGCAAAGGGAUCUUGACAUGCAAAAGUCACUGAAGGUCUGGACACUUGUAUGUGUCAAAUGCGCUAUGAUUUUGAUUAAAGAUGGAAUGACGACGACGGUACGACAC
This is a messenger RNA of Mus musculus (house mouse), 10278 nucleotides long. RefSeq names its product 5'-3' exoribonuclease 1 (gene Xrn1). Gene Ontology annotation, molecular function: 5'-3' RNA exonuclease activity; nucleic acid binding; 5'-3' exonuclease activity. Lineage: Eukaryota; Metazoa; Chordata; Mammalia; Rodentia; Muridae. Gene Ontology annotation, cellular component: cytoplasm. The transcript is spliced from 42 exons. The coding region runs from base 110 to 5281 and encodes 1723 amino acids. The record is from RefSeq and is marked validated. Gene Ontology annotation, biological process: RNA metabolic process; nuclear-transcribed mRNA catabolic process.